AUGAAGAUAGGAAAUGAAGAUUUGUUUUGGGGGAAUGCACUCGUAUAAUGCAAGAAAAUAGUGAAAAAAGGGGUAGGAUUAGAUUUAGAUUAGUUUUAUUUCUGGAAAGACGCAAUGUUGAGAGCGGAAAUCCGUUUAGUGUCGUGGUUUGGCGAGCUUGACAAGCUUCCCCCGUUCCUGCUUCUGCUGCAUCGACCUUGGCUUGCUGAGGAUGGCUGGGAAGGCAUGGAGGUCAGCGAUUCUUAAUCUCCUAAGACAGUGGGGUGUAUCGUUCAGCCCCAAGGAUAAAAUCAAGGCAGAGGAAGGCUCAUUGGUGGCUGGAGCUUUCAAGAGAGAGUCUCCAAAACCCCGGAUCUUCACCCGUGGGCUUCAAACUGUAACAUUAAUCCCCGGGGAUGGAAUUGGUCCAGAGAUCUCCUGCGCUGUUAUGAAGAUAUUUGAAGCAGCCAAGGCUCCUAUACAGUGGGAGGAAAGAAAUGUUACAGCCAUCCAAGGACCUGGUGGCAAGUGGAUGAUCCCUCCUGAUGCAAAAGAAUCAAUGGACAGGAACAAAAUUGGCCUGAAAGGACCUUUAAAGACCCCAAUAGCGGCAGGCCAUCCCUCUAUGAACCUGCUGCUCAGAAAAACCUUUGACCUCUAUGCCAAUGUUCGCCCCUGUGUGUCCAUUGAGGGGUACCAGACUCCCUACACUGAUGUGAACCUGGUUACCAUCAGGGAGAACACUGAGGGGGAAUACAGUGGGAUUGAACAUGUGAUUGUUGAUGGAGUUGUUCAGAGUAUUAAGCUCAUUACAGAGGAAGCCAGCCAACGCAUCGCAGAAUAUGCUUUUGAAUAUGCCAGAAACAAUCAGAGGGCCAGUGUGACUGCUGUUCAUAAGGCCAAUAUUAUGCGCAUGUCGGAUGGGCUUUUCCUUCGAAAAUGCAGAGAGGCUGCUGAGAAGCACAAAGACGUGAAAUUCACUGAGAUGUACUUGGAUACUGUUUGUCUUAAUAUGGUACAGGAUCCCACACAGUUUGAUGUUUUAGUGAUGCCAAAUUUGUAUGGAGACAUUUUGAGCGAUCUUUGUGCUGGACUCAUUGGAGGUCUUGGAGUGACACCUAGUGGAAACAUUGGUGCCAAUGGUGUCGCUAUAUUUGAGUCGGUUCAUGGAACUGCUCCAGAUAUAGCUGGAAAAGACAUGGCCAACCCCACUGCUUUGCUGCUCAGUGCUGUCAUGAUGUUGCGACACAUGGGCUUGCAUGGUCACGCCAAGAAGAUUGAAGCUGGCUGCUUUGACACCAUUCGAGACAAAAAGGUUCUGACAAAAGAUCUGGGAGGGAACUCAAAGUGCUCAGAAUUUACAGAAGCGAUAUGUCAGAGGGUGCGGGACAUGGAAUAAAGGGAUGCACAUCAGCCUAUGAAAUAAGUGUUAGAAUUUUAAUGUCUUGACUUCAUCAUGACACAUUUUAUCUGCACAUUUUAAACCAAAAUAUGUAUUUAAAAAGACUCAGGAAUUGGAGAUCCUGAAUGUUUUAUUUUCUCUGCACACUUGAAAGCACUGUCUUAAAAUUGUUGACCUGAAACUAUUGAAAAUGUGACUCACUGUAUUUCAUUCCAAAAAUGUAAUCUUGUUGGAUGUUGUCUUUUUCUGGGCUGGUAAUGGCCUUUGUCUGAUGUAUUUUGCACUGGUAUUUUAUCAUCAAAGGCUUAUUCUAUAAACCACGAGUCCUCACUGCCAAAAAGUCAUACUUUAAAAUGAGAUUUGUGGAUAUAUUUAAGUUUUAGAUGGUUUAAAAAAAACGAUUGGGGCUUUAAUGAUUUCAAGUUAAGCUAUGUGAAAGUUAUAAAGGUUUGUCAGUGGUUUUUUGAUGUCUUACUUUCUUUUGGCUGCACAUGAGUAUAUACUGUAAGGAAAAUAAAUGUUACCAUGACACCAGAAGUUCUGGAGCAUAAAUUCACUGUAAUACAUUUAA
Molecule: messenger RNA, 1952 nt
Organism: Notolabrus celidotus (New Zealand spotty)
Lineage: Eukaryota; Metazoa; Chordata; Actinopteri; Labriformes; Labridae
Gene: idh3a
Product: isocitrate dehydrogenase (NAD(+)) 3 catalytic subunit alpha
Exons: 12
Coding region: 212-1378 (388 amino acids)
Biological process (GO): tricarboxylic acid cycle; isocitrate metabolic process
Cellular component (GO): mitochondrion
Molecular function (GO): isocitrate dehydrogenase (NAD+) activity; magnesium ion binding; NAD binding
Source: RefSeq, a predicted model, not a curated record